Molecule: messenger RNA, 252 nt
Organism: Dothidotthia symphoricarpi CBS 119687
Lineage: Eukaryota; Fungi; Ascomycota; Dothideomycetes; Pleosporales; Dothidotthiaceae
Product: Sm-like ribonucleoprotein
Exons: 2
Coding region: 1-252 (83 amino acids)
Biological process (GO): mRNA splicing, via spliceosome; P-body assembly
Cellular component (GO): U6 snRNP; catalytic step 2 spliceosome; Lsm1-7-Pat1 complex
Molecular function (GO): RNA binding
Source: RefSeq, a predicted model, not a curated record
AUGGACGAGAAAGAAGAGACCAACGAGCCCCUCGACCUGGUGCGCCUGUGCAUCGACGAGAUCGUCAUCGUGAAAUUGCGUGGCGACCGCGAAUUGAAGGGGAGACUACACGCAUACGACUCGCAUUGCAAUCUCGUGCUUGGUGACGUCGAAGAAACGAUAUACAUCGCGGAGGAGGAGGAGGACGAUCAGGAGCCGCGUGUGCGAACGGUCAAGAAGCAGAGUGAGAUGCUGUUUGUGCGAGGUAUGUGA